CUGCAAUGCGUUUUCUAGCAAUUAACAAAAUAAGCUUACAAAUUGCAAGGCUCAACUGUUUAUAUGUAUCCGUGUUAUAUUAUGUUGCUAUUUGUCAUUUAAUUUAUGUUUUAAUUUUUAAUCAUACUUAACAUGACCCAAUUAAUCUCAUUUAAUUAUAAUCAUCACACCUCAUCAAAAGCUUCCUUACAAGAACAUAGUCAGCGAUUUUGGUAUGGCUUAGAACCAGACUACGUCAAGAUCGCUAAUAAAUCGUGCUGGUAAUCGCCUUGCAGCGAAACCAAAAACAAAAAAGAAGAAGAAGAAGAAGUAAAUAUUUGUCAAAAUAUUUGACGUAUUUAAUAGAUCGCAAAUGGCUCAAAGUCAACCUCAACUACAAAGUAAAGUUAAUGAGAAUUCCACACCAAAUAUUCUGACCGAAACAACAUUAGACCAUGGUGACAUAGAAGUUGAAAUUGACGCGGAAAUAGCAGCAGAGAUAAUGGAAGACUGGGAUCAAAGUAAAGUAAUGUUUGAAGAGUACAGAAAGUCUCAGAAUCCUUUAUGUAUUACUAAAACAAAUCCUGCUCUUGUAGAACUGGAAAUAUUGAUAUUUCCUCUACUUAGAGAUUUUCUCUAUAAACUAUUACAUCGAACAAUACAAGAGGACUGCUGUUAUAAACCACGGAGUAGUUUUAACGGAAUAGACUAUCUAAGUGAAAGUUUCUAUAAUGCAAAUUCAAAAUACCCCCACAGAAAGAAUCCAUGCCUGCAUAUUUUUGAAAUGGAUUGGGUAAAUCUUGAAUUGAAAAAACGUCCUAGACCUUUUUAUCCUCUAUCUUAUUUAAUGACACGUGAAACUGCAGUACGAUAUAUACAGGCUUAUUUACGAGGAUUUUGGGUUAGAAAAAGACCAGAGCUUAAUGAAAUACGUACGUUCUGGAAGACAAUACAUUUUAAAAGAGGUAUUUCAGUACCAGUUUAUAACGAAACUUUGCUGGAUAAAAAGCAUGAUGAGACACCUAGAAAUAAAGUAAAUAACAAGAAACGUGCAUCAAAAGGAAACAUUAACAUUAAAAACACCCCCACUGUGUAGUACCAUAUGAAGAUAUUGGUACUCUAAUAUGUUAGGUUUUAUAUUUUAUUAUUGGUAUAUUGUUAUUAAUUUUUGUACAUAUUCGUUUUAAAAAAAUUUCUUUCA
Molecule: messenger RNA, 1180 nt
Organism: Diabrotica virgifera virgifera (western corn rootworm)
Lineage: Eukaryota; Metazoa; Arthropoda; Insecta; Coleoptera; Chrysomelidae
Product: IQ domain-containing protein K-like
Exons: 5
Coding region: 353-1075 (240 amino acids)
Source: RefSeq, a predicted model, not a curated record